This is a messenger RNA of Oncorhynchus nerka (sockeye salmon), 4853 nucleotides long. RefSeq names its product macrophage colony-stimulating factor 1 receptor 1-like. The record is from RefSeq and is a predicted model, not a curated record. Gene Ontology annotation, cellular component: CSF1-CSF1R complex; signaling receptor complex; plasma membrane. The transcript has 21 exons. Bases 97 to 3033 code for a protein of 978 amino acids. Gene Ontology annotation, molecular function: macrophage colony-stimulating factor receptor activity; cytokine binding; ATP binding. Gene Ontology annotation, biological process: protein phosphorylation; osteoclast differentiation; cell surface receptor protein tyrosine kinase signaling pathway. NCBI's taxonomy places the organism in Eukaryota, Metazoa, Chordata, Actinopteri, Salmoniformes, Salmonidae.
ACCAGUUCCUUAACUAACCUGGAGUAGAGCGGACAGACAUUUACACAGAGAGACAGAGCAGUCAGAGACAGACAGAGGCAGUGAGAGGGACAGAAGAUGCUCUUCCUAGCCCUUCUCCUGGGCAUCAUGGUCUGCUGCACAUCCCAAGAGCAGAGCCCUCCAGUGAUCAAGCUGAACUCGGUGGUGCUGAGGGAGGCUGCGUGGACUAUCCCUGUUGGAACCUCAUCUUUCACAUUGACCUGUGAGGGGUACAGCACAGUCACCUGGUCAACCACAGCAUUCAAACUCAUGAGGAAAACUAGACUGGGGAGUGUGAUUACCACCAGGCGCCUUACAGUAGACUACACUGGAACAUACAAGUGCAUGUAUGAGAACCAACCAGACCUCAUCUCAGAGGUCCACAUCUAUGUGAAAGAUCCCCAUAACAUCUUGGUGACCCCUCGAACCCUGGGAGAUGUGAAGGAGGGCAGUGAUGUUCUCCUCUGUCAGCUGACAAACCCCAUAGCCACCGACCUAUCCGUCCGUAUGGCCAACGGAGACCCUACACCCCCCGACAUGAACUACACUGUCAACCCAAAGAGAGGAAUCCUCAUCCGAUACCUUCUGACCAGCCACAGCGCAGACUACGUCUGCAGUGCAAAGAUCAAUGGGGUCACGAAAGUCUCCAAAGUUGUCCCCAUCUUCGUCAUUCAAAGCUUGCGUUUGCCACCAUCUGUGCUAAUUGAGGUAAAUGGGUAUGUUCGUAUUGUUGGAGAGCAGCUCCUGAUCCCCUGCAUUACCAGCAACCCUAACCACUUCUACAACGUGACGUGGAAACACUCCUCCCUCAAAGUAUUGGACUUUUCGCAUAAAAUGAUACAAGAGGACCAGAGUAAUCAAGUGCACAUCACCAGUAGUGUGACUAUUCCAGCUGUGGCCAUGUCUCACACAGGAAACUUCACCUGUACAGCCAUGAAUGAGGCUGGGUUCAACAGCUCCACCACCUACCUGCAGGUUGUAGAUAAGCCUUACAUGAGGCUCAUACCCCGCCUGUCACCAGACCUCUACUUAAAUGGCUCCUUAGUUGAAGUGAACGAAGGCGAAAACCUUGAGAUAAACAUUCAGAUCGAGGCAUAUCCCCAAAUCAAGGAGCAGUGGUGGGACAUCCCCAUGUCUCACAAUCACAACAUCUCCACUCAUGACGACACAUGGGCCGUCCGAUUCAAUAACAGGUACGAGAGCAGCUUGCUGCUACAGAGAGUGAGGUCUGAGGAGAGAGGCCAGUACACCCUCCACACCAGGAGCACAUGCCUCAAUGGCUCCAUCACCUUCAAUGUCCAAGUCUACCAGAAACCCAGUGCCAUGGUCAGACUGAAGAAUGUUACCACCCUGACCUGCACCGCCUCUGGGUACCCAGCUCCCACAAUCCUCUGGUACCAGUGCCCAGGAAUACAAAACACGUGUGAUGGUGAUAAUGACACCGUGGAGGUGCAGCCUCUUCUCACCAGCACCAUGGAGGUGCAGAGUGAGCUGACCCUCAGUCCCUCAAGUAUGGAGGUCACAGUGGAGUGUGUGACCUUUAACCUGGUUGGUAAAGAGCGGGACAUCUUCGUAUUGCGUGUCCCUGCUGCGACUUUACCAACAUUUGUAACGCCCAAGCUGUUCACACCCACUUUCAUUGGAGCCACCAGCACAGCAACCCUUCUGUUCCUUCUGCUUGUCAUCGUCCUGUACAAAUACAAGCAGAAACCAAAAUAUGAAGUCCGGUGGAAGAUCAUUGAGGCCAAUGAUGGGAAUAACUACACCUUUAUUGACCCUACACAACUUCCUUAUAACAAGAAGUGGGAGUUCCCUCGUGACAAGCUGAGGCUUGGCCAGAUUCUGGGAGCAGGGGCUUUUGGGAAAGUAGUGGAGGCCACUGCCUAUGGUCUGGGGACAGAUGACAACAUGACCACGCGCGUGGCAGUAAAGAUGCUCAAGCCAAGCGCCCACUCCGAAGAGAGAGAAGCUCUGAUGUCAGAGCUGAAGAUCCUCAGUCACCUGGGAUCUCAUGACAACAUUGUUAACCUGUUAGGGGCGUGUACUCAAGGAGGCCCAAUGCUGAUGAUCACGGAGUACUGCAGCUAUGGCGACCUGCUGAACUUCUUGCAUAGCAAGGCCAAGCUGUUCCUGUACUCUAUCCCGAGCGGACCAGGGACUCCAGAGGAUCCACGGGUUCCAGAGAACCGUGAUCACUACAAGAACACAUGUGCACAGGAGUCCCGUGUAAGGAGUGACAGUGGGAUCUCCUGCUCCAGCUCAGACAACUUCCUGGACAUGCAUCCAGCGCAGAGACCGAAACACUGUCCUAUGGUUUCCCUAUGUGAGGAUCCAGAGACAGGCACCUGGUCGCUGGACAUAGAAGACUUGUUGAGGUUCUCCUCUCAGGUGGCUCAGGGAAUGGACUUCCUGGCAUCCAAAAAUUGCAUUCACAGGGACGUGGCGGCUAGGAACGUCCUCUUGACCGAUGGCCGUGUGGCUAAGAUCUGCGACUUCGGCCUCGCCAGAGACAUCGAGAAUGACUCCAACUAUGUGGUGAAAGGAAAUGCCCGUCUGCCAGUGAAGUGGAUGGCCCCUGAGAGCAUCUUUGAAUGUGUGUACACAGUGAAGAGUGACGUCUGGUCCUAUGGGAUACUGCUGUGGGAGAUCUUCUCUCUGGGUAAGAGCCCAUACCCUAAUGUUGUGGUGGACACCCAGUUCUACAAGAUGAUCAAAGAUGGAUGCUACAUGUCUCAGCCGGACUUUGCCCCUCCAGAAAUAUACACCAUCAUGAAAAUGUGCUGGAACCUGGAACCAACAGAGCGUCCAACCUUCAGUACCAUCGGCCAACUUAUCCAAAGGCUACUGCCUGACCAGCCAGACCAUACCUACAGGAAUGUGCAGGAUAAGACUCCACAGCAGGGGGCAGGAGAGCAGGGGGAUCCGGCUAAGACGAAUGGGGAUUGUGAUCAGACACUGAACCAGGAGGGAGAGGAGGAGCCCCUGAUGAAAAAGAACCACUACCAGUUCUGCUGAGAGCACAUCAGGCCAUCAUCAAUGACUAUACAUUCACGUUAACAUCUGUCAAUCACAGGCAAGAGAUGGGUGGAUACACACCAGUUUAUCCCAAUGUCUUGAUUCUCAUUGUACUGAACAUGAUUUCAGUGCCAUAUAGUAGCUGCCAGUAAGCAACAUUGGGAACUAAGCUUUUAUUCUAUUUUGUACACAAGCUUCAAGCAGCUGAAAAAAACAAUAUAUCUUGUUAUUUCACAGCGGUUUAGACGGUACAAUGAUUCACAACACUAUACUUGCUUGUUUUGUCAUAAACUGAAAUGAGGCAUGCUAUUAGAAUGUUAGCAACCAGGAAAUGGCUGAGUGAUUUCUAGAUAAUGUACCUUUAACAUUUAUGAGAUACUUUACUAACUGAUCUAACCGGCUUGAUAAACUUGAUGAAUGUCUAUUGGAGAAUAAAGGCAGUUACAUGUGCAGCUUUAUGUUUCCAAAAAUCCCAAAAUUCUCAACACCAAUUUUACUGAACUGAGAUCAACAUUUCAGCAUGCCUAAGCAGCACAAAAAGACAUAGUUAUUGCAAACGUUUUACUAUUGUAGUGUAUAGUAGCAACAUAGUCUCUUUUGAAAGUUUUUCUUGAGUGUUUGAAAAUCUGAAGUGUGUGAACUUCAAUGGAACCAAAAGAUUUCUGUUUUUUGUCUUGCCUUCAGCGUAAGAAAUGCUUUACAUUCAACUGAAACGUACUGUAACUCUUGGCACGCUCAACACCAGCUUCACAAGGUAGUGACCUGGAAUGAAUUUCAAUUAACAGGUGUGCCUUGUUAAAAGUUAAUUUGUGGAAUUUCUUUCUUUCUUAAUGUUUUUGAGCCAAUCAGUUAUUGUGCAGAAAACUUUCAAAGUUUCUUCAAGUGCAGUCGCAAAAACCAUAAAGCGCUAUGAUGAAACUGGAUCUCAUGAGGACUGCCACAGGAAAGGAAGACUCAGUGUUACCUCUGCUGCAGAAUAUAAAUUCAUUAGAGUUAACUGAACCUCAGAUUGCAGCCCAAAUAACAGAGGAGACUGCGUGAAUCAGGCUUUCAUGGUCAAAUUGCUGCAAAUAAACCACUACUAAAGGACACCAAUAAGAAGAAGAGACUUGCUUGGGCCAAGAAACACGAGCAAUGGACAUUAGACCGGUGGAAAUCUGACCAGUGGUCUGACGAGUCCAAAUUUCAGAUUUUUGGUUCCAACCACGAAAGGUGAAUGGAUGAUGUCCACACGUGUGGUUCCCACCGUGAAGCAUGGAGGAGGAGGUGUGAUGGUGCUUUGUUGGUGUCACUCUCUUAUUUAUUUUUUAUAUUCAAGGCAAACUUCACCAGCAUGGCUACCACAGCAUUCUGCAGCAAUACACCAUCCCAUCUGGUUUGAGUUUAUAAUUUGACUUCAACAGGACAAUGACCCAAAUCACACCUCCAGUCUGUGUAAGGGCUAUUUGACCAAGGAGAGUGAUUGAGUGCUGCAUCAGAUUACCUGGCCUCCACAAUCACCCGACCUCAACCCAACUGAGAUGGUUUGGGAUCAAUUAGACCGCAGAGUGAAGGAAAAGCAGCCAACAAGUGCUAAGCAUAUGUGGGAACUCCUUCAAGACUGUUGGAAAAUCAUUCCUCAUGAAGCUGGUUGAGAGAAUGCCAAGAGUUUGCAAAGCUGUCAUCAAGGCAAAAGGUGGCUACUUUGAACAAUCUAAAAUACAUUUUUUAAAGUUUUUGGUUACUACAUGAUUCCAUAUGUGUUAUUUCAUAGUUUUGAUGUCUUCACUAUUAUUCUACAAUGAAGAAAAUAGUAAAAAUAAAGAAAAGCCUUGAAUGAG